AUGCCCCUAUCGAUUGAGAACUUUGAUGCUGUCCAAUCUGACGGACAACAAUGGACCUCGCUGUUCGGAUACUAUGAAGAUCUCUCUUUCCCGCUAGUAUUGCAGACAGUGUCUGGAUGGAAAUCCACCCUCGACGAGGCCGUAACACAUCUGGAAUUUCUCAGCAAGUCAGGGAAAAUCUUCGACCUCAUCCAGCAACACGGAGGAGCAGUGUUACUCCGAGGACUCCCAAUCAAGACCGCCGAGGAUUACAGUCGUAUUGCUCAUGCUUUUGGGUUUGCACCGCACGAAGAAGUCGGCCGUCCGCCAAUCCGUACCGUACUUGCUCCAAAUGUCAAAACAGCGAACGAAGGGCCGCCAGAGCUGCCGAUCUGGCCGCACAACGAGUACGGCUGGUCUACACAUAAUCCGGCGUGGUUGACCUUCGCGAGCCUUCAGGUGCCUGAAAGCGGUGGUGCAACGCCUAUAAUCUCUAGCAUCGGUCUCGCCUAUAGACUAAAGGCAGCGGCACCAGAUUUCUACCAACAACUACUAAUCAAAGGAGUACGGUACGUGUACAGAUAUGGCUGUCAGCAGGUCACCUCAACGACUGGCGCGAGCGUUUUCACAGCAUAUGGUCAGCACAUUACUGAAGGCGAUGACGAGGACACUAUACGACGAAAGAUCGAAGCCGAAGUCAAGCGACAGAGUAACCUGUCUCAAUGGCACGACGACGGUGGUCUAAGCGUAACUCACAUAGUUCCCAUCAUACGCCAACACACCUCCACAGGCCUGCCAACGUGGUUUGGCAACCUUACCUCAGCGUACGGUCGCUCUCGGCAUCAUGGCGCAACGGAACCACCCUUCCUUGGAGACGAUGGUGCAUAUCAUCCACUGCCAACGUACGGUGAUGGCUCGCCAAUUGCGACUACCGAUCUGGAGCUCGCGUUGAACCUGGCAGAAGAGAUGCAGGUCGAUAUAGAAUGGCAGGAGGGCGACGUUGUACUUCUUGACAAUUACGCUGUUAUGCACUCGAGAAAGCCAUGGGCGGGGCAGAGGGUGGUGCUUGCAGCCUUGUGGGAUCAGAGGGAUAGAAUCAAGGAUUACGGCGAAGGCAAGCGUAUAAUUGAGGGGAGGAAAGACUUCGAAAGUACAAACGGAGAUGUUCGCACAUGA
Ascochyta rabiei is the source of this 1155-nucleotide messenger RNA. RefSeq lists its product as uncharacterized. Gene Ontology annotation, molecular function: oxidoreductase activity. NCBI's taxonomy places the organism in Eukaryota, Fungi, Ascomycota, Dothideomycetes, Pleosporales, Didymellaceae. The coding region runs from base 1 to 1155 and encodes 384 amino acids. The transcript has a single exon. The record is from RefSeq and is a predicted model, not a curated record.